Molecule: messenger RNA, 1260 nt
Organism: Myripristis murdjan (pinecone soldierfish)
Lineage: Eukaryota; Metazoa; Chordata; Actinopteri; Holocentriformes; Holocentridae
Product: relaxin-3 receptor 1-like
Exons: 3
Coding region: 1-1260 (419 amino acids)
Biological process (GO): immune response; G protein-coupled receptor signaling pathway; calcium-mediated signaling
Cellular component (GO): membrane; external side of plasma membrane
Molecular function (GO): C-C chemokine receptor activity; C-C chemokine binding
Source: RefSeq, a predicted model, not a curated record
AUGCAGAGCAACGACAGUGGCACGGGGCUGCUGCUGGGACUGAGUGUGUGCGGAGGGGAAGAGGAUGAGCGCCAGGUCUCCCAGCAGGUGAACGAGACGGCCGCAGCCUCCAGCCUGGCCGCCCACAACCUGUCCCUGAACUGCUGGCUGCAGCUGCUCUCCAGGGAGUCCAGCAUGGAGCUGCACGGGGACAGCGCCAACCUGGCGGUACGAGUCAUUAUCGCCCUGGUCUACCUGGUGGUGUGUGUUCUGGGGCUUGUGGGUAAUCUUCUGGCACUGUUCCUGCUCCAUUCCCGCCACCGAGGCCACCACUCCUCCAUUGAUUGCUUUGUGAUGAGCCUGGCGCUGACAGACCUUCAGUUUGUUCUCACCCUACCCUUCUGGGCAGUGGACACCCUGCUGGACUUCCGCUGGCCCUUCGGCCACAUCAUGUGCAAGAUCAUAAGCUCAGUCACGACCCUGAACAUGUAUGCCAGCGUCUUUUUCCUCACGGCCAUGAGUAUUACCCGCUACCGCUCCCUGGCUACUUCUCUGAAGAUGGGCAGCCCCAGAAUCGCCACUGUCCACGCCAAGUGUGCCAGCGUGGCCAUUUGGAUGGUGUCUCUGGUGGCCACUCUGCCUCAUGCCUUCUACUCCACCACAGUUCAGGUGUCUGCUGAUGACGAGUUGUGCUUAGUGCGCUUCUCUGACUCUGAUUCAGGCAGCUGGGAUCCCCAAGUUCUGCUGGGACUCUACCAAACACAGAAAGUCCUUCUGGGAUUUGUAGUUCCCUUGGUGGUGAUCAGUGUGUGUUACCUGCUCCUCCUGAGGUUCAUUCUGAGCCAUCGCACCGUGGGCAGUGUGAUUGGUGGGAGUGUUACUGAGAGGUCAGAGUGUGAGAAGGGCCGCCACCAGCGCCGCUCCAAAGUCACCCGCUCUGUCACCAUCGUCGUGCUGUCGUUUUUCAUCUGCUGGCUGCCCAACCAGGCCCUGACCCUUUGGGGGGUGCUGAUCAAAUUUGACUUGGUGCCCUUCAGUAAAGCCUUCUACAACGCCCAGGCUUAUGCCUUCCCUUUGACUGUGUGUCUUGCACAUGCAAACAGCUGCCUGAACCCUGUGCUGUACUGCCUGAUCCGACAAGAGUACAGGGCUGGUUUGAAGAAGCUCCUGCUCCGGGUUUCUCACUCAAUCCAGAAUGUUCUCACCUUGGCCCUAAGGGGAAGGAGAGUGGAAGGAGCGCCACCUGGCUUUGUUAUGACGCACAGAGUCACCAAUAUGUGA